AUGAGCCAGGAUCGUUCGGCAAACCACAGGCGCAACACAGGGCAGCCUCCUCUCGCAGCUCCGCAGGCUCCACCGUUACCAGCUCCGCAGCCUAGGCCUCUGCAGCGCGCGAGGGACGCGGCGUCGCGCUUUCUGGGAUAUUCCUCGAGAGCGCCGAGUCCUCACGGGGCCCGAGACAAUGACCGCUUCUCGCACGGCGGCCGCCAGUUCAUGCGUGCGGCAUCGUUGAGCCAGACGCAGAACGCGACGACAAGUCACAAGACGGGGCUGGAGCUGCGCACAAUCAGCAUCAACGAGAGCGGAAGCCAUGCGAUCAUUGCGGGGAAGGAGAUCUUCAAGACCAUCCGAAUCGAAGACGGGCGGUGCGCGGAGGACUUCAACCUGAGGACGGCAAUCCGAAGUACACCGACGACCGCGGCCGGACAGCCUCGACACAUCUAUUCCAUCGACAUUGCCGACGUCGCAUGGGCCAAAGGCGACACGGGCAACUUUGUCGCGGCCGCCACGUCGAGUGGCAAAAUCAUCGUGUACGAUCUGGGGCAUGCCGGACUGCAGGCCGCUCAACUGCACGAGCAUUUCCGCCACGUGCACAACGUGACCUUCAAUCCUCACCAAGGCAGUCUGCUGCUGUCCGGCAGUCAGGAUGGCACUGUCCGUCUCUGGGACAUCCGCGAUGUGCGCCAUGUCCAGAGCCGAGCCAGCAUGAUCGCCAGCAAACGCAAAUACUCGGGCCAGAGCGAGGGCGUGCGGGACGUCAAGUGGUCGCCGACGGAAGGACUCGACUUUGCGUUCGCCACCGACGGCGGCGAGAUCCAGCGCUGGGACAUGAGGAAUCUGACCGCGGCCAAAGUCCGCAUCCCAGCACACAUGGGCGCCUGCAACACGGUCGACUGGCAUCCAGACGGCAAGCACAUCGUCAGUGCCGGCAGUGACAAGACCAUGCGCGUAUUCGACGUCUCAGCCAGCCGCCCUCGGAAGGCGGCGUGGGAGAUCAAGACGCCGCAUGCCGUGAUGAAUGCCCGAUGGAGGCCUUCGUGCCAGUCGUUGAUGCCUCAGGACAACGGCGCCGGUCUGUGUACGCAGGUCGUUGCUGCGUAUGAUCGAGAGCACCCCGUGCUGCACAUAUGGGAUCUUCGCCGGCCGCUCCUUCCGUUUCGUGAGAUGUCGCCCUACCCUUCCGCACCCACUGACCUGCUCUGGCACUCGCAAGAUUUGCUGUGGACAGUGGGGCGCGAAGGCACCUUCCUCCAGACCGAUAUCCACCACACUUCCAAAGUCAUCGAUAGAUGCAACUUGCAGGCACUCGCCGUAUCUCCGCUGGGCGAGCUCACUUUCGUCGCUCAGACGCGAAAGCAACGCCGCGUUCCGAAGCCACAACCACAGCCCCUUUCUUCUCUCCACCCACAACGCAGCUCUCCUCUCAGCACAAGCCCAGACACAACCUUCCUCAGUCGAAGUCUUGGCGACGACUCGCUCGACGAGGCCUUUCUCAGCGCCCUGCCCAUCCCGCGCCCGACAAGAACCAGCGGCAGCGGCAGCGGCAGCGGCAGAUUCUCAAUCCUCAGCACUCCCGCUCGCAGCCAGAACCACUCUGCCACCAUCAAACUCGACGACAUCUUGGUGAAUCGGAUGUCGUUCAUACCACAGCAAACGGCUUGUCGUGGGCAACUGCCAAGUCACAACAACCGCAACUAUGUAGCCUAUGUGGCCAAGCGAAUCAACCCAGAGCUUCCAGUUGGCCACAGCGGCGAAGACUUCAUCAAGGCAAUCGAGGAGACUUGUUCGGAGAAUGCUGGGUAUCUGGAAGCCAUUGGCUUCUUGCAGGCCUCGCAGACGUGGAAGAUCGUCAGCUUUUGUCUGACGAAGCAUCUGAAGGAGAGAACGGCGCGUCGGCGCAAGCCCGAGACUUCGUCACCAGUGGUCGACGGCAAGACAUCAGCUUCGAUAGAGAAUCUAGCGACCAAGCUGGCAGCACAACACUUGAAAUCACCCGUAGAGUCUCCAGCAAGCAUGCGGCCAAUGUCCACCAUCACACAGCAGCUGGCAAUGCCCGAGAGUACUUCGAAUGUACCAACGCCAUUGGCUCGGCCCUCAGAAAACGGCAAGAACCACACUUUGCGUCACCAACCGCUUCUGCCAGAGCUGGACAAAGACGACCACAUGGCACUUCCGCCCUCGUUGGCAUCGGCCCAUGCAUCACCACCUCGACCAGACUCAUCUGAACCAUCAGAGCAGACACGCAGACCUACCAUCAGCACCCUCGCUGAUAUGCAAGGCAACCAGUCCUAUGCAGAAGAAACAGAACGCAAUGAGAUGGUGAAGCGCUGGAGCAACCAGUCCAAAAACUUUCUCGAUCUCGAUCCAGUGGACGUUAAAGGCGUCAAGAUCCCACCGGCGAAGCUCGAGAAUCAUGGCAGUGGCGAGAGCUUUCGCUUCCUAGAAGAUUCUGCCGGUUCUCGAGGCCCUUCUUUUCCAAGCUCACUCGAAAGCGCAGGCGCCAGCGGGCUGCCAAUGGUCGCUGCACAUCCAACACGCCAGAGAAGCCCACGUCCUCCGGUCGAAGAUGCAGCGUUAAUGGUCAACGAGAGUGAAGAGAUAGGAGCUGCCCCACACACCAUGUUCUUCAACGGCUCUGGCAUACUCAGUGCAGUGAACACGAGGCAAAACUCUGGUAAUACGAGCAUGGAGCCCUCCCACGAAGAUCUUCAAAAGCUUCGAAACGGCAGCACCGAGGAGACAGAUUUUCCAUAUCGGCACGACGCAUAUGAUGUUACUGGCCACGAUCCCGUUUUGCCACCAAGCAACCCUGCUGGUAGUGAAGGGAUCGAUCUGGCGACACGCCCUCGCUUUGCACCAAAGGCGCUAGAUCACGAUAUCUCGACACGCGUAAUCGAUAACAUGCUCUCUCAAGAACCCGCUUCACCGACCGAUAGUGUCAUCGAUGCUGCUGAGGUUGACCUUGAGGACACGAAACCAUGGACACUCAUCGAAAUGCUGAAAAAGCUGAUUGAAUUCUACACUACCGAUCAAGUCUAUCCACAAAUGGCCGCGCUUCUCCUAUUGCUCUUAGGACCACUGCUGCCUCGUACUCAUCCUCUGCCUGUCCCGGAGAUUCACAAGACAGUGUCUUCCUACGUCGACUACUUUGUCAACAGCUUAGGCUGGGACCCCGAGGAAGUACCAAACCUCAUCCAGCAGUCGUUUGAGCAACCAAUGAAGGCAGGCCUACAGCCUUUGCAAGUGGAAAGCAUUCUCUCAACGUACCACGAACAACUGCUACGACAUCAGCUCUUCGAAGAGGCCGCUCUACUGCGUAAGCUCGCAUACCCAGCAUACCCCGCCGUGUACGAAGACUUCCUCCUGGACAAUGGCGUCCAUCUCAUGUGUGGCCAAUGCAGCAAGCCGAUGAGCGGCGGAUCGAGCCCACUGCGCUGCCAGAGUUGCCGAUCGAAGCAGGACAACUGCCCAGUAUGCUGGAUGGGCAGUAGUCCAUACGAGAACGAGGCCUCGAAGCUCUUCACUUCGUGCCUUCUGUGUGGUCAUAGCGGCCACGCAGCCUGCUUGCGUGAGUGGUUCGUCUCGUGCGGAGGCGAUGGCUGUCCGACUGUAGGCUGUCUAUGCGACUGCGUGGAUGGCCCUUGGCGGCAAGAGAAGACAGCCGCUGCCGCGCAGGAGGCGGUGGGAAAAGACCACCGUCGUGUCAAGUCCGACGAGUGGAAGGCUCAGCCGAGUAAGGCAGUCUCGGGAGCAAGGAAAGAGUUGAGCAAGUAA
Pseudocercospora fijiensis CIRAD86 is the source of this 3771-nucleotide messenger RNA. RefSeq lists its product as uncharacterized. NCBI's taxonomy places the organism in Eukaryota, Fungi, Ascomycota, Dothideomycetes, Mycosphaerellales, Mycosphaerellaceae. The coding region runs from base 1 to 3771 and encodes 1256 amino acids. Gene Ontology annotation, molecular function: protein binding. The record is from RefSeq and is a predicted model, not a curated record. The transcript has a single exon. Gene Ontology annotation, biological process: positive regulation of TOR signaling.